Messenger RNA from Mercenaria mercenaria, 1730 nucleotides. RefSeq names its product general transcription factor IIE subunit 1-like. The transcript has 7 exons. The coding region runs from base 191 to 1414 and encodes 407 amino acids. The record is from RefSeq and is a predicted model, not a curated record. Gene Ontology annotation, cellular component: transcription factor TFIIE complex. NCBI's taxonomy places the organism in Eukaryota, Metazoa, Mollusca, Bivalvia, Venerida, Veneridae. Gene Ontology annotation, biological process: transcription open complex formation at RNA polymerase II promoter; transcription initiation at RNA polymerase II promoter.
UUAAAAAGGGAAAUAACUCGAAAAUGGAAACAAAAAAGUUCGUAACACCUAAAUUUUAGGGAUGUUACAGUUGUUUGAAAUACCAGAAUGACAUUUUUUGUUACAAAGAAACAAAUAUUUUAAUUUGAAAUAACUAAUACACCAUUUGUGACUUCAAAAGUGUUAUGAUUUAACAAAGAAGUGAACCAUAAUGGAUGCUGAAGUUCUGACAGAAGUUCCGCAGAGCAUGAAGAGGCUGGUGCGUCUUGUGGCACGUGGUUUUUAUUCCAUAGAACAUGCCUUAGUGAUAGACAUGCUUGUGAGAAAUCCAUGCAUGAAAGAGGAUGAUAUGCUAGAAUUAUUGAAGUUUGACAGAAAACAACUUCGAGCAGUGAUAAAUACGCUGAAAAGUGAAAAAUUCAUCAAAGUUAGAAUGAGAGUAGAAACAGAUGCUGAGGGUCGGACUACAAGGCAUAAUUAUUAUUUUAUUAGUUAUGUUAUGUUUGUAAAUAUUGUGAAAUAUAAACUGGACCAUGUGCGGCGGAAAAUUGAGAUGGAAGAACGAGAUAACACCAGUCGGGCAUCAUUUAGAUGUGACGAUUGCCAGAAAACAUUUACAGAUCUCGAAGCGGACCAGCUGUUUGACUUCUUAUCUCAGACAUUCAAGUGUACAAUGUGUCAAAAUGAAGUGAUAGAAGAUGAAAGUGCAAUAAAUAAGACAGACGCACGGACGUUACUUGCCAAGUUCAAUGAGCAGAUACAGCCACUGUAUGACCUGUUGAGAGAAUGUGAAGAUGUGAGGUUAGCACCAGAACUCUUGGAGCCGGAACCCACAGAUAUCAGAUCUUCACAAAGACCAAAAAACACAAAAGCAGCAUCUACAGACAAAUGGAGUGGGGAUGCCACAAAAUAUACGACACAGUUUGGUUAUACAGAUACAUCUAUUAGUGUGUCUAUGAAUGAAGGACAGAAGAAAGAGAAAGAAGCACCAAAACAACAACCUAUCUGGAUGAAGAAGAGCACUGUUGAUGGUGUUCCCAUGGAUACCACAAAUGAGGUUACUGCUGAAGAUAAUAUAAUAUCAAGAAAGGACCAGGAUAAUCGACCCGAUGUGAAUCGCGAGAUUGAGAAUCUGUUGAUGAUACAUGAGAAAAAGACCAAUAUGAGUGUACCUGCAAUGAUUCCAGGCGUAGGAAAUGCUGAGGAGAGCGACAGCAGUGACAGUGAUGCAGAAACAGCACAGCCAACAGGGAUGUCUGCAGAAGUUGCGGAGGAUGAAAGUGAGGCUGAAGAAGAGGUUGUCAUGGUAACAGUAGCAGGAACUAAAGUACCAUUGUCAGAUGUCACAGACGAGAUGGUAGCAAGAAUGUCUCUAGAGGAGAAGGCAGAUUAUAUCAGGCUAGGUCAGGAAAUGUACCAGGAUAUGUACGAAUGAGAUACAUUUAGCCUACCACAUGGUUGGACAAGAGACUUGACUUCAAGAUAUUCUUCCUUGUUGACCUGCUGGGCAGAAUUGUCAUUUAAAGUGCAAUGUCCAUGUGUCGACCACACUUGCACAGAGUGCCACUUUUUAAAUGACAUUCAUUGUUUGAAUCUUUUUUUUGAAUAAUGUGUCAUAUGAUGUCAUAUUGAAGUGAGGUAUGUGGAAGAUUGACGGGGAUAUGUAGAAAAAAAAGGUCUUUGGAAGGUGCUUGCAUAUUUUCCCUAGGGAUAAAAUGUUAUAUUCUAGUAAAUAAAUACAAUUGUUGUCA